Molecule: messenger RNA, 671 nt
Organism: Cinara cedri
Lineage: Eukaryota; Metazoa; Arthropoda; Insecta; Hemiptera; Aphididae
Source: the annotation of a GenBank genome assembly
AUGUCUUCAAAAAGAAUGAAAUUUGGUGGGGCCGAAUACGAACAAUUUUCAAAAUUGGAACAAUUGAAACGAAAAAUGCCAAAAAUACAAAAUUUUUUUGCGGCAUCAAUGGUAAGUACUUUACAAAUAGUUUAUUAUUAAUUAGUUAUACAAUUAAGCUCUAAAAUAUAUUAGCUAUUAUUUAUUUUAUUGUUAUUUUAUAAAGUGCAGUUAUUACUUAAGUUGAUUUUUUACAUACAAUAUGUUUUGAGCAUUUAAUUUCCGAGUAUAUACUAAUUAAUUUAUUUAAUAAGUUAAUCAUUUUGUUUUAGUUAAUUAUUAAUGAUCAAUCACAUUGUUAUUCUGACAAAACGCCUGAUGAAAAUGAAUCAAAAAAAAAAACGGUAAAAUAUGUAUUUAUUACUCAAUAUAUAUAUAUAUAUAUUUCUAUAUGUAUACUUAUGUACCUAGUUAAUAAGUCGAUAAUUUUAGUUUAGUUAAUUAUUGACGACCAAUCAAAUUUUAAGUAUUCCAAAACGCCUGAUGAAAAUGAACCAGAAAAAAAUAAUGAAGUAUGUAUUUGUUACUUAAUAUUUAAUAUAAAUAUAUUUCUGUAUUAAUAUUCGUGUAUCUAUUCAAUUUAGUUGGUUAUGGAUGGCCAUCUUGAAUUAAUAUCUGAUCCAGCUUUAUGA